AUGGAAUUGCUAUUGAAAAUGGAUAUGUUGUGUUGAUCACAAAGUCAGAUAGCGGUGGGAAUGGAAGCAGAAAAGCUUAUGUCAUGUUGGGGUGCGAGAAGCAUGGUAAGUAUGUUCCCUACAGAGACCCUGACCUUGUUGAAGGAACGAGAACACAAAAGACAGAAUGUCCUUUUAGACUAAAAGGACGACCUAUGAAAAAUGGCAUAGAUAGAGAUUGGCGGCUAAAGGUGAUGGAAGGUACACACAACCAUGAACCAGCUAGGUCACUACUUGGCCACAAUUUUGUUGGUCGUCUAAAUUCCGAAGAGAAGGAGCAAGUGGAAAAAAUGUCAAAGAGUUGGGUUCCACCGAGAAAGAUGCUGUUGACUUUGAAGGAAAACAAUCCUUUAAACUUGAAUACCAUAUCUCAGAUUUAUGGUGCUUGCAAGAGGUUAAGAAAAUCCCUCCGCGGGUCAUUGACAGAAAUGCAACACUUGUUGAAGAAGUUGGACGGUGGCAAGUACGUCCACUUUGAAAGACAUGAGCCUGGAUCGGAAGUCAUUAGGGAUGUAUUUUGGGCUCAUCCAAAUGCUAUCAAACUGUUCAACACAUUUCCAUAUGUAGUGAUUAUGGAUUGCACAUACAAGACAAACAAAUAUAAAAUUCCAUUGCUUGAGAUUGUUGGACUGACUUCCACAGAUAAGACAUACUCCAUAGCCUUUUGCUACAUUGUUAAUGAGGGCACAGAUGACUACGUUUGGGCACUGGAGUGUAUGAAGUCUCUAUUAGCUGAUCAAGCCAUGUUGCCUAAGGUGAUUGUUACUGACAGGGAUCUUGCCUUAUUGAGUGCUGCUAAGCAAAGCCUUCCCAACACCAGCCAUUUAUUAUGCUUGUGGCACAUCAACAAGUGUGUUUUGGCAAAGUGCAAACUCUAUGUUGGUACAGAUGAUUUUGCUGAAUUGGUUAUGGGGAAGUGGGGAGAGGUGGUGGAUGCUGCAACAGUUGAAGAAUUUGAAGUUCAAUGGAUGCAAUUGUUUAAUAUGUGCAAGGACAAAUACAACAACUUUACCUCCUAUUGUUCUACUACAUGGUUGGUCCACAAGGAAAAAUUUGCCAAGGCAUGGACAAAUCAUGUGAUGCACUUUGGAACAACAACAAGUAACAGGGCUGAGGGUGCACAUGCCAGUUUGAAGAAGAUGUUGCGGGAUUGCAAGGGUGACCUAGCCACUUCUUGGGAUGCGUCGCAUAGUUUGACAUGUAAUCGACAUACUGAAAUAUUAGCAUCGUUUGAGCGCAGUAUUCACAGAAUUGAUCACAUUUUCAUGUGCCCAUUUUACACAAAUAUUAGAGGAUUUGUGUCAAACAAAUGCCUGCAGCUCCUUGAUGCUGAACAUAUAAGAAUGAAGUCCUACGGCCGAUGCGAUUGCUUGUUGAGAGAGACUCAAGGACUGCCUUGCGGUUGUGAACUUGCAGGUUAUGAAAGAAUUCCAUAUGAGGCAAUUCAUCCAUUCUGGAAGAGACUGAGUUGGGAGCAUGUACCUGAACCUGUUGCAGAUACUAUCAGCAACCAUAUUUGCGGCAUGAACCAUGGAGAUAUGCAACCAGAAGUUGAGGCAUUGACACAUUAUUUCAGUUCUUUGGAUACUGGAGAGCAGAGUAUGGUAAGGAGGAAGCUUCAAGCUAUCUAUUGUCCUGAAAGCAGUUCACUUUGUACUCCUGAGGUUCAGAUAAGGUCCAAGCGCACUCUUAAGGCGAACGAAAGAAAACCACCCAAGGUUAAAGCAAUAGGAUCCUUGACUCGUGAUCCUUCAGGUUUUGAGCAUGUUGAUAGGGAGAUCAAAGAGGCAAAGAAGGCUUCGCAACCACCAAAGAAGAAGAAGCGUGUGAAGAAGUCUGAUACAAGCUAUUUCAUGGGUCAUUUUCCAUCCUUUUUCCACCCAUAUAUACACACAGUUCAGAAUGUUGAGGACGAUGGUAACUGUGGCUAUAGAGUCAUUGCUGCAUUACUGGGACUACCAUCAGGUGAGGAAGGUUGGUCAUGUGUUAGGGAAGCGUUGAUAGACGAACUUGAACGACACAGAGGAUUGUAUGAUGAAAUGUGGUCCAAACAUGUGGUUAAUGCCUUACAUUCUCGACUCACUCUUACUCCUGGUCAUCCGGCUACCGAGGAUAAAUGGAUGCAACUGCCAGAGAUGGGAUACCUUGUAGCAACCAGGUUCUAAGUGGUUUUCAUAUCC
Molecule: messenger RNA, 2219 nt
Organism: Lotus japonicus
Lineage: Eukaryota; Viridiplantae; Streptophyta; Magnoliopsida; Fabales; Fabaceae
Product: PKS-NRPS hybrid synthetase cheA-like
Exons: 3
Coding region: 84-2204 (706 amino acids)
Biological process (GO): regulation of DNA-templated transcription
Source: RefSeq, a predicted model, not a curated record